This is a messenger RNA of Mesitornis unicolor (brown roatelo), 1601 nucleotides long. RefSeq names its product non imprinted in Prader-Willi/Angelman syndrome 2 (gene NIPA2). The transcript has 7 exons. Gene Ontology annotation, cellular component: membrane. The coding region runs from base 203 to 1288 and encodes 361 amino acids. Gene Ontology annotation, molecular function: magnesium ion transmembrane transporter activity. Gene Ontology annotation, biological process: magnesium ion transport. NCBI's taxonomy places the organism in Eukaryota, Metazoa, Chordata, Aves, Mesitornithiformes, Mesitornithidae. The record is from RefSeq and is a predicted model, not a curated record.
AAACCUAACAUUGAAAUAUUUAAGAAGUGAAUGCCUCUGGAUUUUGGAACAAAAUUGUGACUUUGUAUGGAAGAAAUGCAGUGGCUGUUCUCAAACUCUCUUACAAACUGAUCUCAAUGUUUCAGUGUUACGUUAUCUUGUGUUGAGUAACAGAACUUCUGCUGUUCAUUGAUCAAUGUGACAGUCUUCAGUAGUUUACGAGAUGAGCCAAACUCGUGGGAAAUAUGACUUCUGUAUUGGUCUGGUCUUGGCUAUGAGUUCCAGCAUUUUCAUUGGAGGAAGUUUCAUCCUGAAAAAGAAAGGCCUUCUCCGGUUAGCUAGGAAAGGCUCCAUGAGAGCAGGUCAGGGUGGUCAUGCAUACCUUAAGGAGUGGCUGUGGUGGGCUGGACUUCUUUCAAUGGGAGCUGGCGAAGUAGCUAACUUUGCUGCCUAUGCUUUUGCACCAGCUACAUUAGUGACUCCUUUAGGAGCUCUCAGUGUUCUUGUAAGUGCCAUUCUGUCAUCCUUCUUUUUAAAUGAAAAACUUAAUCUACAUGGAAAAAUAGGGUGUUUGCUAAGUGUACUGGGAUCAACUGUGAUGGUGAUUCAUGCUCCACAAGAAGAGGAAGUAGAAACUUUGAAUGAAAUGUUCAUCAAACUAGGUGAUCCAGGUUUUCUGGUCUUCGCAACUCUUGUUGUCAUUGUGUCUUUAAUUCUAAUAUUUGUGGUGGGACCUCGCCAUGGACAGACCAACAUUCUUGUGUACAUAACAAUUUGCUCUGUAAUUGGAGCGUUAUCAGUCUCCUGCGUAAAAGGUUUGGGCAUCGCUAUCAAGGAACUUUUUGCGGGAAAACCAGUGCUGAAACAUCCCUUGUCUUGGAUUCUGCUGCUAAGCCUUAUUGUCUGUGUGAGCACGCAGAUCAACUAUCUAAACAGGGCUCUGGAUAUAUUCAACACUUCGAUAGUGACUCCCAUAUAUUACGUAAUCUUUACGACGUCUGUUUUAACUUGCUCUGCCAUCCUUUUCAAGGAAUGGCAACACAUGGCGGCUGAUGACAUUAUUGGCACCUUCAGUGGCUUCCUGACUAUUAUUGUGGGGAUCUUUUUAUUGCAUGCCUUCAAAGAUGUUACUUUCACCCUAGCAAAUCUGCCCCUCUCUUUGCGCAAAGAUGACAGAGCAGCAAAUGGUACUUUGCUGAGCACGUACGACAGCUUUAAUCAUGAUGAAGAAAGUUCUCCCUGUCUAGGUGAAAUACAAUCCAGCGAGAGUCUCUCAGCCAGGAGAAACGGAAGUCUGUCAUCCUUCUGAAAAUAUCUACAUGUUACUUAAGAAAAGAACAAUUCUGUAAUUUUUUUUUUCCUGCUGUGAAAUGUCUGAGCUUGUCUGGAAAAUCUGUAUUUUUAACCGUAUGUGUAGACAAUCGUUAACUUUUAAGUUCAGUUAGUUUGGAAAAAGGAACACUGAAGGGUGUUUUUAUUUUGCCUUAUUUUUACUUUAAAGGAAACGGUAAAAUGACCUCAGACCACAGUUGGUUUUGUUGCUUAAGUUAUGUGUAAAUACUUUCAUUUAAUUCUUCUGUUUUAAGAUGUAUUGCACUAAUGACAAUUUUAUCAAAAAUAAA